AAUUCCCGACGGACGCACCCGCCCUCGUAGCCCUCGUAGUCGUCUCGCUCCGUAUCUACAAUCCAGACGGCCCAGCGACCAUGGCGAGCCCCCCGGAACAGAGCUCGACCAAACUUGCAGACACCAAAACCCAGAGUAUCGUCGAUACCAAAGAUGUUACUGCUCUCGGGUCAUCCCCGUCGGCUAGCGAAGACUCCGGUUCAGACGAGGAAUUCGAGGAGGACCUGGUCAAGAACCCCUUCCUCAACCCAGAUGUUGCAGCACACUGGCGACAAGUGUACGAAGACGCCCAAUACGAGUCCCGCCAUGCGUUUGAUCCCACCUUGACAUGGACGGAGGAGGAGGAGAAACGGGUGCUCCGCAAGCUGGACUGGCGGAUUUGCACAUGGGCGUGUGUCAUGUUCUUUGCAUUACAAGUGGACCGUGGCAACAUCCAGCAGGCGUUGGCAGAUAAUAUGCUUGACGACCUUGGGCUCACCACAAAUGAUUACAACUACGGCAUGGUCGUGUUUCUCAUUUGCUUCCUGUUAGCUGAGUUGCCGUCUCAGUUAGUAUCCAAGAAACUGGGACCCGAUCGAUGGAUCCCAAUCCAAAUCGUGCUCUGGUCGGUGGUGGCCAUCACGCAGUGUGCCAUCACGGGCCGAUCAGGUUUCCUUGCGACACGCGCGCUUCUCGGCUUGCUCGAGGGAGGGUUCAUUCCGGAUAUUGUGCUCUGGCUGUCAUACUUUUACACGUCUCGCGAGUUGCCUAUCCGACUGAGUUAUUUCUGGACAACCCUGUCGUUGACAACAAUCACUACUUCACUCCUAGCCUUUGCUCUCCUGCACCUGCGUGGAGUCAACGGCUGGGCGGGCUGGCGGUGGCUGUUCCUCGUUGAAGGGCUCAUCACUUUGCUAGUCGGACUCGCCUCCUUUUUCAACAUGCCUGCCUCGGCCGUGCAGACCAAGGCAUGGUUUCGCCCUAAGGGAUGGUUCAACGACAAGGAAGUGGCUAUUGUAGUCAACCGCGUGCUCAGGGAUGACCCCUCCAAAGGCGACAUGCACAACCGCGAGGCCAUUACCCCUCGCCGUCUCUGGGAGGUUUUGAAGGAGUACGACUUGUGGCCAAUGUAUGCCAUCGGCAUCGUUGCGUUUAUCCCGCAGGGCCCUGUGAACGCCUAUUUGACCCUGACGCUCAGAUCGCUGGGGUUCAACCCCUUUACCACCAAUCUCCUGACGAUCCCCUCGACGGUAUUCCAUAUUAUCACCCUGCUCAUCGUGACUCGGAUCUCCGAGUGGCUCAACCAGCGAGCGUAUGUCGCCAUCUGGCAGAACCUGUGGACGCUGCCCUGCAUCAUCGCCCUCCGGUUCUGGCCGGGCGUGAUUAACGAUUCGUGGGGUACUUACGCCCUUAUCACCGUCCUGUUAUCCUACCCCUACUGCCACGCAAUCAACGUCGCAUGGGUCUCCAAGAACGCCAACAACGUCGGCACCCGCACCGUGGCCUCCGCUCUUUACAACAUAUCCGUCCAAAUCGGGCACGUCGCCUACUCCUUCAUCUACGUCGAGUCGGACAAGCCUUACUACCGGGACGGCAACACUAAGCUGCUGGCCAUCAACCUGCUGUCCAUCUGUGUCUUCCUGGCGGCCAAGGCCUACUACGUCUACCGCAACCAGUACAAGGCGGCCGUGUGGGCGAGCAUGAGCGAGGCGGAGCGCGCCGACUACGUCCGCACGAGCGAUGCGAAGGGGUGUAAGCGGUUGGAUUUUAGGUUUGCGCAUUGAUGUACCUGCUACCUGCCUGGGUAAGGCGGGGGUUGGGUGGUGACGAAAGUAUGGUUACUUACCUAUCUAGAUACCUGCCUAGGUGGGUUAACGUUGGAGCUGCAGUGUGGCGUGUCAUGGUAGAGCAAAAGCCAUGCGAAGUAAUGGAAGAUUCUUAUG
Molecule: messenger RNA, 1922 nt
Organism: Chaetomium fimeti
Lineage: Eukaryota; Fungi; Ascomycota; Sordariomycetes; Sordariales; Chaetomiaceae
Product: major facilitator superfamily domain-containing protein
Exons: 7
Coding region: 81-1763 (560 amino acids)
Biological process (GO): transmembrane transport
Cellular component (GO): membrane
Molecular function (GO): transmembrane transporter activity
Source: RefSeq, a predicted model, not a curated record